GUUUAGCUUGCGCCUGGUCCACAACUUUUUUUAGCGAAUUUUAUCGCCCGUUGAAUUUUAGUCAUUUUGGUGUGAUUCCACCACAGUGCCAGCAGUAGUUGGAGAAUCAUGUUGUCACGUGCUGUAGUGUUGAGAAGGCUCCUGGCCAGUCCUGGUACCCUGUCCACCGUCAACUCUCGCCUAGAGCAUACCCUCCCUCCCCUGCCCUAUGACUACGGAGCCCUCUCUCCUGUCAUCAAUGCAGACAUCAUGGAGCUUCAUCAUAAGAAGCACCAUGCCACCUAUGUCAACAAUCUCAACCUCGCUGAGAAGCAACUGCAAGAAGCCCAGGAAGCUGGGGAUAUUGGAAAGAUGAUUGCCCUGCAGCCAGCCGUCAAAUUCAAUGGAGGAGGCCACAUCAACCAUUCAAUUUUCUGGACUGUCAUGUCACCAAACGGUGGUGGUGAACCCUCAGGGGAGCUCCUGUCGGCCAUCAAUAGGGACUUUGGCUCUUUUGACAACAUGAAGCAGAAGCUCUCGGCUGCCUCCAUCGGAGUCCAAGGCUCGGGCUGGGGCUGGCUGGGUUACAACAAGACCACCCGCACCCUGGCCAUCGCAACAUGUGCCAACCAGGACCCGCUGGAGCCAACCACAGGUCUGGUUCCACUGUUUGGAAUUGAUGUCUGGGAACACGCCUACUACCUACAGUACAAGAAUGUUCGUCCGGACUACGUCAAAGCAAUCUUCAAUGUUGCCAACUGGGCUAAUAUUGAGGAGAGGUUCCAAAAGGCAAUGGCUGAUUCUUGAAUCUGUUUCUUCCACACUCAUCAAAAUAAGAUUGACUAUAUAAAGAAAAUCACGAUGUCAUAAAAUGAUGUUAUAAGUUUGAAGGACUUGAAAGCAUUACAUAGAAAUGUAUUGCAUGCUGUGUGGAAAACCAGAUAAAAUUGAUCCCAAAUUUAUACAGUUUUAACCCUAAACCCAUCAGGUUAACAUCAUGCUGUGUGUAGUAGAUAAACACCAGCUUUUGUUUCUUUUCAGGUGUUAUUUCUAAUGUUGUUUGAUUUGUGUUAAUUAGAAAAAUGAAGCAUGGUUGUAUCCAGCAAGAGUGAUGUGUAAAAAAGCGACGUGUAUCCACUUGAUUUCAUUUGGCAGAAUGAAUAAAUGAAAUACUCCUCAUUACAUCACUUUUCACAUUUUCGUUCUAUAUCUGGUGAGAAAAUUGUUUCAGGUUAAUACUUCCUAAUGCAAAGUUAUAUGGAAGAGACCUUUAUUUUGCAACAGUAUGGUGAGGCAGAUCUGGAUCCUGUCCACAUUUUACAUCUUAAUUUGCCUAGUCUUAUGUCUUCACAAUGAAGCUUCAGAAAAGAAUUUUCUCAAAAGUUCAGUUAUUUUAAAUUCACAACAUCCAUCUGAUUUGUAUUCACGCCUCAUGAUUUCAAAGAAUACCACCCUGAUAACGCACACAGUAAGAUAAAAAAGAAUUGUAAGAUUUUGAAUUGUUAAACUGACGAUAUUGUGCAAAAGUUGCAAGAAUCAUAUGGGCAUUCUAAAAGAAUGUAGCUCUAGGCAGUAAAGACAGAACUGCUUGGCAUAAUGUAUAAAAUAAAGUGUCAUUUUCGAGACAAUU
This is a messenger RNA of Acanthaster planci (crown-of-thorns starfish), 1609 nucleotides long. It is a transcript of the gene sod2, whose product is annotated as superoxide dismutase 2. Gene Ontology annotation, cellular component: mitochondrion. Gene Ontology annotation, biological process: superoxide metabolic process. Gene Ontology annotation, molecular function: manganese ion binding; superoxide dismutase activity. The record is from RefSeq and is a predicted model, not a curated record. NCBI's taxonomy places the organism in Eukaryota, Metazoa, Echinodermata, Asteroidea, Valvatida, Acanthasteridae.